Molecule: messenger RNA, 10277 nt
Organism: Equus caballus (horse)
Lineage: Eukaryota; Metazoa; Chordata; Mammalia; Perissodactyla; Equidae
Source: RefSeq, a predicted model, not a curated record
AAAUUCCAUAUUGUAAAAGGCUUUUCAGACUCUAGGAAACACACUCAACCGUGUUCGGAAACAAACAAGAUAGGAUCUGCACACCCAAGGGAGCACACUGCCAGUUGUUGAUUCCCGUUGUUAGAUAAGCCAUUCAUUCUGUGGUGUACAGUGGAAAGCUUUGAAUGAUUUAUACAAACUAUCAUGGAAGGACUUUUACAUGGGUGAAACUUCUGGGGAAAGUAAUUUGGCGAUUUCUGGAUAAGGGGCGUGUUAAGAGCAAGGACUUAGAAGUUGGACUGCCUGGGUUGAAAUCACUUAUCUACCACUCACUAGCUAGUGACCUCGGGCAAGUUAUUACCUAAAUUUCCUCGUACUCAAGGUAAUAGUAAUAAUAAUACUUCAUUGAGUUGUGUCAAGGUUAAAUGAGAUAAUCAUUGUAAGCAUUUAGACUAGUACUUGUGACAUAGUAAAUGCUAAAUUUCACUUUUCAGAAACUGUCAUACAAAAAGGAAAUCAGUACCUAAGGAUGUGUGAAUAAGGAUGGUUUAUUGCUACAUGUAUUGUAGGGUCAAAAAGAAAAAGGGGGACUAAAGUUUCUUUUUGUAGGGACAAAAAGAAAAAGAAGGAAAUCUGAAUUUCCUUCAACUGUGGAAUACUUGGAUGAAUCUGUAUCCAUGCUAUGGAUUUUUAUGCAAUUAGAAGGAAGGAGCUAGGUGCUAUAACUUUUGUCCUAAAGGGUAUUCAUGUAUUUUUGUCAAGUGAAAAAAUUAUAGCUUUUUGUGGCUAGUAUAAUUCCGUUUUUGUACCAAUUAGGAACUACACACAGACACAGAGAUGCACACAAACAUAUACAUAUAUGAAUAGGUAUGUUUGUUUAUAGGAGCAUAAAGAAAUGUGUGGAGACACAUAUACUGGACUGUGGCCGUGUACAGAAAUCUUCAUAUUGCGGUUUGUGUAAGCACAGAGAAAAGUAUGAAAGGAUUUAAACCAGUGUAUUGGUGUUGGUUACCCUGGGGAAGGAGAAGAUUGCUAACUUUUCUUUAUACAUCCAUGUUAUUUGAUUUGUUGCUUAUAUUGCCUUCGUGAUUUGAAAGGAAAAUUCAAUAUGGCAUAACAAAUAAAAAAAUAAAAAAAGGAGAUCUAACUUCACCUGACAAAAUAGGGGAAAAAGAGAUUUAACAAUCUAGUUGAAAUAUAGUAAACGUCUUAUAAAAUAUUGCGAGGGGUUACAUAAGAGUUAUUUUCUCAAAUGAAGUUUAUAGAUUGAAGAGUAAUAAUAAUAAAAUUUAUCCCUUAUUGAACACUUAGGUACUUAUACCAGACCCUGUGCUAAGCCCUUUACAUCGGUUUUCUUAUUCAAUCCUAAAAAGAGAACCCUAAGUGGUACUGUCCCAGAUGAACAGAUGUGUUGAAGAGGCUGAGAGGGCUUGCUAAUGUCUUCAGGGUCACUCAGCUAGUAGGUCCUAGAGGUAGAAUUUGAAGCCAGAUCUUUGACUUGUGCUCGUAGGCACUAUAUUGUAUAUCAGAGUUUAUACUUAGGGACUGUAUUUUUAAAAACUCAACUCUCCAAAAUGUUUUCAUUUUAUAUACUCCUUUUAUAAGGAUUAUUGUUCAAUUUGAAGUCACAAGAAGUACAGAAACUCCACCACCCAGGCAUGUUGUGAUGUCACAGGGCAUAACUCAAUUGCUAGAUGGUUCAGUGGCAAAAGAGGAUUUAUUAGCGUUUGUUUAGAAGUGGUUCAGUCCCUAUGUUCCUUGCUGGGACAAAGAAAACAGGAUGAGAAUGCCAAGUGAGUGCAUUUGCUGCCUUGAUGAGGCUGGAAAAUGAUUCAUUCUUUGGAGAGGCAGCUAAAGCCAAUUGAUUUCUGGAUUAUUCUGAAAGGCAGAUGUCAAUUUGGAUCAAGCAUAUUAUAUUGAAUUUUGUGUUGCCUGGACUGCCCUGAAAUCAGCAGUAAAGAAAAUGAACUCCAAUGAUCCUCCACUGAGAGUAGUCUCCCUCCAGUUAAUGAGGUUCCUGGGAGUCACCAGAGACUUGAUUAGUCUCAACAUAAGAAGAUGCAAAUCUGUGUUACCGAAGCUAAAGAUCUUCAGUGAGUUAAAUUUAACUAGUCCUAAACUAGGCUGUAGAAUAAUGCUCAGAUGUGUAUGUUAAUGAAAUGUCUUCUAAUACAAAAAGUUGCUCAACACAAACUUACAUCUGAAAUUCAAGCAAUUAUUUUUAUAAUGAAAAAUAAGCAAUGUAGAGUGAUUUUACUGAAAUAUUUGCUGUAAAAUUCUUUAAGAAUUCUCAGUUAUUUUCAAGAAUAAAAUUGCCUCUGUUUUACAAAACUUAUGAAUUCCCCAUAAGGAGAAACUGACAUCAGAAUAUCAUAACAAAACAUUCUCCAUAAAUGACUAGAAGCUUUCAGAUUCUGUGAAUUUAUUGUACAGAUCAGAUCAUUUGCGAAGAUGGAUGUACAAGACCGUCCAUGUUCUUCUGGAUUCUGAGUAUGGCUAUACUGAAAAUUGUAAAUACCUUUUUAUGUAUAUUUUAAUUGUUUCAAUAGUCUUAAAAUUGUUAUCAAUAGUAACAGAGAUAUAAUAAAGAAAAAACUGGGUUUGAGAAAGUUAAAUAUCUCUAGGUGUCAAUUUUGUAGUAUCCAAAGAAGAAAUAGUAGUCCCCAGGCCCCAAUUUUAUGCCCUGAGAAGUAAUAAUGAUGAUUGCUCUGCAUUUGGGAGGGUAUCAAAAUGAGACUGCAAAUGGAAGGCAUUUACCCACAGCACCUAACGUCUAUACUAGAUCUGCGUACUCAACAUUAUUUCAACUGCGUUUCUGUCUCUCACUUUAGAAUAAUGCUUAGUAGUGCCUGUCACAUAAUUGGCACUUAGUAAGUAAUAGUUUAUUACAUGAGAGUAUAUGGGUGAGAGAAAAGUAAAAUAUUGUUUUAGGCUGAGCCUAAUGGAUUUGGUCAUCUUUAGAAGGUUACUCUGGUAUUUUGAUCCUCAAAUGGUGGUGUCAGAAUCUCUGUUUUAUUACUUUAAGCUAAUUCUUAGGAAUAAGUUUAUGCUAACUGAAAUUUCAUUUGGCUGAUUUUAUAAGCCAGAGUACCAGUUUAUCAUGAGGAAAAGGAUAGCAGAAUAGCCUAUACCGGGAAGUGAACAUGAUGUACCAUCUUGAUGGGCUGGUGUACUCAGGAGAAGACAAAAUUUAUAGUUCAGAUUGCUCACUGACAAUCCAAAAUUACAUAUUACCAACAGACCGCUCAAAUCAAGCUAAUAUUUGGUGUGUUUUACUUAUCUGCUCUAGAGAUAUUUUAUCUAAAUAGUGGUGACGGGUUAGAUUAGGUUAGAGUCAGCUUCCCUCCUCCUGCUCCCCCAGUGUAUGGGUAAAUCAUACUGUUGAGUGUUAUUUUCCAGUAUUACCACUGCUCCAAAAGCUUCUGAAAUUACAAGAUUUGUGUGUUCUUCUUUCACUACAGCAAAUCUCUACUCUGAAUGAAGUCAAUUAGGACAUCCCAAGGUCCCAAGUCAUUUGCAAAAGCAUUUUCCAGUGGCUACCUAAUUGGAGAAGUUCUGCACAAGUUUGAACUUCAGGAUGAUUUUUCAAAAUUUACAGAAAGCAGGGUUUCGAGUUCCAAACUUAAUAAUUUUUCUCGCUUGGAGCCAACACUUCACCUUUUGGGUGUGCAGUUUGACCAGAAUGUGGCCCACAACAUCAUCACUGAAAAGCCUGGGGCAGCAACGAAACUUUUAUAUCAAUUGUACACUGUUCUUCAGAAAAAGAGGAAAAGUGGACUCACUGGAUUGGAAAUGCAAACAAUGCAACCUCUGACAAAUAUAAGACUUCAAAACAUGAAAAGUGAGGCUUUCCGAGAUAGACUUAGAAACCUGAUACCACGUCAAACUGAUUUCAAUCUGAUGCGAGUUACACACAGGUUUCAAGAAAAAUAUAAACACAUGAAAGAAGAUUUUGUCCAAAUGCAUUUUGAGAAACUUGAAAAUUUUCAAAAACUCAAGGAAGAACAAAGAUGUUUUAAUAUCGAAAAGCAACGCUUGAGUAGAAGACGACAAAAUGAAAUAAUGGCCAAAAUCCAAGCAGCUAUCAUACAGAUUCCUAAGCCUGCAUCAAAUCGUACUCUAAAAGCACUUGAGGCCCAAAAAAUGAUGAAAAAGAAAAAAGAGGCAGAGGAUGUGGCCAAUGAGAUUAAGAAGUUUGAAGCAUUAAUAAAAAAGGAUCUCCAGGCCAAAGAAAGUGCAUCCAAGACUUCUUUAGAUACAGCAGGUCAGACAACUGCUGAUUUGUUAAACACUUAUUCGGAUGAUGACUACAUUAAAAAAAUUCAAAAGCGCCUUGAAGAAGAUGCUUUUGCACGAGAGCAAAGGGAGAAAAGACGACGGAGACUGUUAAUGGAUCAGUUAAUAGCCCACGAAGCACAAGAGGAGGCCUAUCGGGAGGAGCAGCUCAUUAACCGGCUGAUGCGGCAGUCCCAGCAGGAGCGCAGGAUCGCCGUGCAGCUCAUGCACGUUCGGCAUGAAAAGGAAGUUUUGUGGCAAAACAGAAUUUUCAGAGAAAAACAAUAUGAGGAAAGACGACUUAAAGAUUUCCAGGAUGCUCUUGAUCGAGAAGCGGCUUUGGCAAAACUAGCCAAGAUUGAUUUUGAAGAACAAGCCCUCAGAGAGAAGGAAGUUCAUGAACAGAUUGCUGUGGAAAGAGCUCAAGCUCGUUACCAAAAGCAUUAUUCAAUGUGUGCCGAAAUUUUGGAUCAAAUACUUGAUUUGUCCACUAAAGUGGCAGACUAUCGAAUGUUGACAAAUAAUCUGAUUCCACAUAAGUUGAUGCGUGAUUGGAAGGAACUGUUUUUUAAUGGAAAGCCCAUAUAUGACCAAGCCUCUAUUAAGCAUCUAUCAGCUAAGCCCUCUGUGGAACAACUUAUAGAACUGGAGAAAAGAGACUUCCUAGACAGCAAUGAUUAUGAUGACUAUAAGAACAUGGUUGGAGAGUGGGCCUUACCAGAAGAAAUGGUUGAUAGUUUACCACCUUCCAACAAUUGCAUAUUGGGCCAUGUAAUUCGCAGACUAGUUGAAAAAUCUCUUCCUCCUCAAGUUGAAUCAGCAGAACCUGAAUUACCUUCAUUUGCCAUUAAAGGAUGCUUAUUGGGGAAAACAUUUAGUGGAAAAACUACUGCUGUAAAGUUUCUACAAAAAGAUUUUCCUAUUCAGAUACUUUCUAUUGACACUCUUGUCCAAGAAGCUAUCCAAGCAUUUCAUGACAAUGAAAAAAUCACAGAGGCCCUACCAAUUCAGAAAGAACCCGAAGAAAAGGCUUCUCUAGUUCUGCAAGAGAAAGCUAAAGAAAGUCAGGAUCUGCAGAAUGUGUUUUCAGCUGCUCCAUUUCCACUUGAAACAUUAACAGAAACAGAAGAUAAAACUAUGCUUAGUGCUGAGACUAAUAAAACACCAAAAUCUGAAGAAGUCAAAUCAAGUGAUAGUUUCUCUGAGCUCACUGUGCGUGCUCAGCUUGGUGCAAAGUCAGAACAGUUGCUGAAGAAAGGAAAGAGCAUUUCUGACAUGUUGCUAGUUAGCAUCAUGGUAAAUGCUAUUAAUCAGAUAGCUUUGGAUCAAGGCUGGGUCCUCGAUGGUUUUCCAAUGACACUAAACCAAGCAAAGCUUCUGGAGGAAGCUCUCACCGGCUACGACAGAAACCUCAUAGAACUGGAGGAAAAGAAAAAACAAAUAUCCACAUUGGCUGUUGAUCCUACAGCUUCCAAAGAAGUGCCUCCUCCCCCUUCUGCAUUUGAUUUCGUCAUGUUAUUAGACAUUUCAGACAAUUCUUCACUAGAUCGUAUGAAUGACAUCAUGGCUGAAGCACUUUCAAGUGAGACUCCUCGUGAAGAUAUCAAUCAGCGUGUAGCUGCUAACCAAGAUAUGGAUGAGGACCAGAAUUUAAGAGACCAAAUACACCAUAGAAUUGUAGGCUUCUUGGACAACUGGCCUUUAUUGGAGCAAUGGUAUACAGAGCCAGAAAAUAUUUUGAUAAAAAUCAAUGCUGAAGUAGAUAAAGAGUCUUUAUGCCAAAAAGUAAAGGAAAUGUUUAUGACUGAAAUAAUGAAAAAAGAGAAUAAAGUUAAAAAGAAGUUAGAAGAAAAGGAAGCUGAGAAAAAAGAAGUUUCCCUGACUGAGCCUUCUUCUCCUGCUGCUCCUCCCCCUCCUCCUCCUGAACCAGAAAGAGAGAAGGAAAUCCACCCUCAGCAAGAGCGUUCAAAAACUCCGGCAAAAGGAAAACCACCAUCAGAAUCUCCGCAUGGUAAGCAAGAAUCUUCUCAGGAAGGAAAAGGGAAGAAAGGUGAAGCUUCACUCAAAAGAAAAGGUUCUAAAGGAAAAUCUGCAGGAGGGAAAGUACCAGUAAAGAAAUCACCUGCUGAGUCUACAAAUACGUCACCUACUCCAGUAGGUCCGCCACCACCUAAGCCCGGAUCAGAAGAAUGGGUCUAUGUGGAUGAACCAAUUGCUGAGGAAAUACCUUCAUUUUUAGUACCUUACUGGGAACUAAUAGAAAGUUCCUACAUAGACUCCAUCAAAAAAGUACUCAGGCAUCUACGAGAAGACCAGCAUACUGUGCUUGCCUACUUAUAUGACAUUAGAACAGGUUUCCAGCAGUUUCUAAGGCGUCCAGAUCACAAGCAAAAUUUUGUAUCUCAAUGGCAGACUGAUUUCAACUCUCUUCCUGAUGACCUGUGGGAUGAUGAGGAAACAAAGGCUGAGCUACACCAAAGACUGAAUGAUUUACGAGACCGCCUGUGGGACAUUUGUGAUGCCCAGAAGGAAGAGGCCGAGCAGGAGCGUCUGGAUAUCAUAAAUGAGAGCUGGUUGCAGGAUUCCAUGGGAAUAACGAUGAACCAUUUCUUCUCACUGAUGCAGGCAGAACUGAACCGUUUCCAAGAUACAAAGAGACUCCUUCAAGAUUAUUACAGGGGAAUGGAAUGCAAAAUCCCAACAGAUGACAAUAAGAAAUUUACCAGAGUCCCAUUGGUCCAACUGUGUACUAAAGACGUUUUGGAAUGCCAACUCAGAAUUCCUCUGGUUCCUCGAAUAUCCAUUUCUCUGGAUUUGGCUAUGUCCAAAUCAAAAUCCAGAGCUCUGCUGAAGGACAAGAUUGAUUACACGCUAGAAAAUGUGGAGUUAAACUUUGAGGCGGAUGAGAAGUUGGUAAUAGACACCUGGCAGCAGGCUUCUUCAGCGAUAUCUCACAUGGUCACUGCUGAAAUUCAUCAGAGGCUCAUGGAAGAAGAAAAAGAAAACCAGUCAGCAGAUGCAAAAGACAAAUCUCCUCAGAUGAGUGCAAAUAAAAAAGUGAAAAAUGAGCCCCCCAAGAAAAAAAAGGAAGACAAAAAAGCAAAAGGAAAAUCACCACCUACAGCAGAAGCCUCUCCUGUAAUACUAACAGUAGAGGAGAUGGCUGAAAUGGAAAAGAGAAACAAACUGAGGCUCAAAAUAAAAGAAGAACAUCUUGCUGCUCUUCAAUUUGAAGAGAUAGCCACACAGUUCCGACUUGAACUGAUAAAGACAAAAGCAUUGGCUUUCCUUGAGGAGUUAGUAUUGAAGGCGGUUGACGUGUACAAACUCAUGGAAAAGUGGCUUGGCGAGAGGUACUUGAAGGAAAUGGCCAGUGUGGAAAAAUUAACUGAGGUAGCUCGCUAUCACAUUGAAACAUCUACAAAAAUUCAGAAUGAACUGUAUUUAAACCAAGAAGACUUCUUCAUUAAUGGCGACGUAAAAGUCUUUCCAGAUCCCCCUCCUCCAAUACGUCCUCCGCCUGUAGAAAAGGAAGAAAACGGCACCCUGACCAUCGAACAGCUUGACAAUCUUCGAGAGCAGUUCUUAGAAAUAGCACCUAAAGGCAGAGAUCCUUCAGAUGCUGUGAAUCGAGUCACCGAAAAGCAGAAAAGGCCACAGAAGCUUGACCAUUACCUUCCAGAGAGGAACAAUCAAUUUUUGAAAAUUUGGCUAAAAAAAUACCCUUGGCUUGUAUAUGAUGAGAUACUAAAUCUUAUGUUCUGUGACCUGUGUCGUAAGCAUGGAGUGAAGUCGAGGGGAAAUCAAGUGAGUUUUUUUUAUGGCACUGACAACUUUAGGACUGAAUUUCUCCAUGCACAUCAUCUCAGCGAGGCUCAUGCCAGGGCUUCAUUAAUGGAAGCAACAAGUGGUUCUCCAGUGAACAGAGCCACCACGGAGCUGAUGGUGAGGACUGUGAGCAAAGUAACCCUCGGGAGAGUAGAGAACUUAUUCAGAUCGUGUCACGCUAUCGCCAAGACUGGACGUCCCCUCAAAGAUUUUAUUUGGAUGUGCAAGUUGGAUGACAUGAAGGGUGUUGAUAUUGGCCCAGUAUUCAGAACUAACAAAUCAGCAAGAACAUUUACAUAUUUUAUUGCUGAAGUGGAACGGAAAAAUCUAAGAGAUAAACUAGUAAAAAGUAAGUUUUUCUCCAUCAUCAGUGAUGGAAUCACAAACAAUUCAGCCAAGGAAGCUGAACUUGUCUAUGUGCAGUUUGCACAUGCAGGAAGAGUGCAUUGCCAAGUUGUCGGGGUACAAACAGUGGAAAAGAGGGAUCCUCUGGCAAUAAAAAAUGCCAUUGAGAAAACUCUGGAGAGGAAUCUUCAACUUAGGCUGUCGAACCAAGACUGGACAAAGAAACUGGUUGGUUUUGGAAGUGGCGGUGCGCCUGGCUCAGAGAGAGAAAGCAAUGGGGUGGCCCUGAUUUUAAGAGAAAUCCAGCCAUGUGUGCUGACUGUGUAUUGCUUUGCACAUCAUCUUGAACUAUCUUACAAGGCAGUGUUCCAGAGCAUUCCCCUGUACAACAAUGUGAGAGACCUUCUUUACAGCCUUUAUCACUUCUAUCAUAAUUCUCCUCCUCAUAAAAUUUCUCUGAUAACUGCCUUCAAAGACCUUCGCCUCCGACCUGUGAUGCCUUCUCAGGUAGGAGGCAGGAGGUGGCUUCAGGGAUUACAGGCAGCCCUCCAGAACUUUCUCAAGGGAUAUCCUGCAAUUGUCCAGCAACUGAAUUCACCUAUGUUACAGGCAAAUGAACGCGGAAGUGACACCAGUCAUCAGAAAGCCAAAGAACUUCUAGAGUUACUUCUGCAAGCAGACAUCGUUAAAUUCAUUCAUUUCUUGGUGGAUGUCAUCAGUGUCCUUAGUAUUCUGUCCCGAGUCAAUCAGAACAGAAAUUCUUCAAUUGCUGAUAUAUUUGCCACCUUACAGUCCACACUAGAAAUACUCAGAAUGUAUCAAACAAGACCAGGGCCAAAAGAACGUAGGGUGGAUUCAGUCACACACUUUCAUGGUAAGUGCCUCAGAGGAAAGGGAAACAUUUCUGACGUGAGAAACACUGUUUUAACACAUCUUAUCAAGAGGCUGCGAGGCUGUUUCAGAGAUGCCGGCCAAGAUGUGGUGAAGGCAACCAUGAUUGGAAGCUUUAAGCUGUGGCCCACAAAGAUAAAUCAAGAAUUGGGAGAAAAAGAAGUAUCCAUCCUGAUUGCACAUUAUGAACCAGUAUUGGAAGCUGCCAAUGUGAAAAUUGAUGAAGUGGACACUGAAUGGAGCAUGUUGAAAUUAGAGAUUUAUGCUAGAUUUCAGAACAUCCGCGAAUUGACCUGGGAUGUUGUGAAUUCUGUUUACUUACCCAAGUAUCCAAAUAUCUUGACACUAGUGGACCUCGUGCUGACCCUCCCUGCAAGUUCAGCUGAGGCGGAACGCGGCUUUAGUCAGAUGAAACGCACCAAGUCACAGAUGCAUGCCAAGAUCAAGGCUGAUAGUAUGACAGAUCUGCUGAUAAUUCAGUUGAAUUCUCCGGACAUCAAUAACUUUGACCCUAGGAAAGCUAUCCAUUUAUGGAAUACGAGAACACCAUCUUCAACUGGUGACACAAGACCUAAUUCAGAUUGCUCAUCAAACCCAGAAAGCCAUUAUGAAAGUGAUUAGUAAUGUGACAAAUGUCAACUUUGUUAUUGAUCAUAUCAAAAAAAAGAUUAGUUUCAAAAACCUGAAAUUUAAAAGUACAACAGUCAUCAGUCUUCACAUCAAACACAAAAAGCAUUUGGCAUCUUCCAGACGUACAAACCGAAAAUCCAAAGAUUAGUUUUCUUGUAACUUUUUAAUUCUAUUUCUAUAUUCACACAUUCUUUGGGUGGAAGUGUAUAAUUCUAAGCAAUGGUGUUAUUUUGAUGUCAUCUUUCUGGGUGUUAUUGCUAAGGGUUGCCAGACUAUGAUCGUGGUCUGAGUUCCUUUAAGCCUGGCAUAAAAUUAUUUUUCCUGGAUAA